Molecule: messenger RNA, 1158 nt
Organism: Guyanagaster necrorhizus
Lineage: Eukaryota; Fungi; Basidiomycota; Agaricomycetes; Agaricales; Physalacriaceae
Exons: 4
Coding region: 1-1158 (385 amino acids)
Source: RefSeq, a predicted model, not a curated record
AUGGGUGUCGGAUAUUCCUCCCCUGGUAUGUUGGUAUUGAAGAUUCCCUGGGCGAACUUCAACAAGGUUCCAGAAGAUGUAGGAAUUCCAGUGCUCCAGCCCGAGCUCCUAUCUCCGGCAGCUGGUUUCCAUAACAGCUUCUCUUUUAUUCAGCUCGUAUUUGGAACACUUUCUAUGGACGGCGAUCUCAAAGAUCCAUCCUUCACGAUCACGCAAGACCCUCUGAGGUGGUAUGGGGCGUCGGAUCUAAUUCUGAUGCUCUGGGUUCCUGCAUGGAUUUUGUGUGUUAGUCCCAAAACUACGGACGUCAUGUUUUCUCAUGUUCACUUGUGUUCCUCGUUGACUAUUUUUAAAACGAGGCUGUUGGAUGGUCAACAUGCGUUUCUCAGUCGGAGAUAUCCUUCAUUCUCGGAUGCUUCCCUGACUUCAAGCACCCUUGGCAAGUUCAAACAGGUAUCUCCUGCCACCUCUGAUAACCAGCCCGUUUUCGUUAAGGCCUCCCUUAGUAACCCCGACAAUGUCAUUAUGCUGUCUAUACGAACCAACGUGGUAGAUAAUACUGCCCGCGAAGCCUUGUUAAAAGGUCAUGGCUUCUCUCAUUCUGUCGCGUUUCCUUAUCCCAUCGACGGCGCCAAAAUCAAGCUGCGCAUUGCACGAAAGUCCCAUUACAUAGAGGUGAAAUCAUUUGCUAUCAGAGCGUUCAUUCGGCAGCUCACGUACAUUUACUUCUUACACGUCUCAGCUCCUGUAUCGAAUCAAAAAGUCCUUGACAGCCUCUCGUUUAAUUAUGGCUCUGUACCUAUGCUCAAGCGUAUCGUCUGUAUCGUGAACGAAGACACAAACUUGCCUGAAAUCGUAAUCAUUCUCCGGCACGUUCGUCUCGAUCUCGCCUCCCAUACCGUGGUCAUUGAUUGUUUUGUCCUUCCAUUUACGAAAGCCUUGUACUGGACUUUACCAGUGUUGGAUAGGAAUCCGGUACUCACAAUAAAGACGCACAGCGCAGAGAUUAAGCUCUGGAAGCAGAUGCUCCCAGCAAUCACUGAAUGCUGUAGAACUUGGAGUCACGUCGAUAACUGCGAAUACCUCACUCGCGGAAUUCCGGCAUCUUUAGAGGAGUUCGAAACACCGCUAUGUUCAUGCGGGUGGCCAUGGCACUAG